Molecule: messenger RNA, 537 nt
Organism: Protopolystoma xenopodis
Lineage: Eukaryota; Metazoa; Platyhelminthes; Monogenea; Polystomatidea; Polystomatidae
Source: the annotation of a GenBank genome assembly
AUGAUUUCCGGCUCCGAUCAAUUGGCACAUCAGACAUGUCCUCCCACUUCCAUCGUCUUUGAUCAUAUGGCUACUGCUGUUUCUAACGACGGUCAUAACGAUGUUCGGGCCUGUUCUAUAGUUCCCUUGUCUACCACACUUGCUGGCCCGAUAGCCCAGAACAUUACAUCUCUUCGCGCGCCAUCUGCCGGUUCGCCUUUAUCUGUGUGCCCGUUGGUUUCCAAGUCUGUUGCAUUACCAGUUGCCAGUAGCCACCGAAUUAACGCUAGUGAUGGCCUUCCAGCUUCUUUCGCGAUAUCUGCUGCUAGUGGUGGAUCUAAUGGAAAUAACAGCAUAGGUAACAUCGCCUCUCAAACUAGCGUUGCAUUUUCAGCCCAACAACAUGUCAGGCAACCAAAAAUGUAUCCCCACUCCAACAUACGCCAGCAGCGUGCGCAUGCUGAACAAUAUGUGGAUCAGCUAUCUACUUGUGAACGUAACCCUAGCCAAUUCCAACAUCCAUGGAAGGGUGCCGGUAAGUGCGCUUCCAGUUAUUGA